UAAACAAAAUGGACUUGAAUCCAUUUAUUUAAACAUCUAACAUAGAUAAAAAUUCUCUAAUUACAGGAGGAAUUUUCAUUGUAAUUACAACCAUUUUAGGGAUAAUCGCAUUGCUUUAAACUUUUUGUGAACAUAAAAAAUAUAAUUUAUUGAGAGAGGCCUCAGUGGCUAUAAUAAUAGGAGUAUUAAUAGGUCUUUUUACCGAAUUCCCAUUAUUAUAGAAAAUUCAAUAUGACAAUUCUUCGAAAAUAUUUUUUUUUGUUUUGCUUCCAAUAAUAGUGUUUAAGGAAGGGUACAAUUUAAAUAAACAGCAUUUUAUGAAAAACUUCUUUUAUGUAAUAUUAUAUGGUAUAUUUGGAACAAUUUUCAAUUUUGUGAUUUUGGCAUCAUUAAAUUACUCUCUCACAAACACAAGUAAAAUUAACCUUAGAUUCUAGAUAUAUUUUGGGUUUAACCUUCAAACAGUAGUUUAAAUGACUCAAUGAAUAAUUCCCUAUAUGCAUAAGCUUUCUAUUCAUCUUGUAUUACAUCAAAAGAUAGUGCUGUUUCUUUAAGUGUAUUGGAAUUUGAACAUGCUCCUAAAUUACAUAGUAUAAUUUUUGGAGAACAAAUCUUAAAUGAUGUUGUUGUAUUUGCUAUAAGUAAAACUGUUGAGAAAUUUCAUGACGGAAAGGCAGGAUAAGAUGAAAAAUGGUAUAAUGUAUUCAUAUUUAUUGGAUGGAUUCUAGCAAAUAUUUUAGUUGGUUUAAUUGUAGGUUUCGUAGUGGGCUCUAUAGCAACUUGGAUUACUAAAGAAUCUAGAUUUUUAUCUGAACAUUCUUCUGUUGUUACUGCCUUUACUAUUUAUAUUGCUUACUUUUCAUUUUGUAUUUGUGAAGCUAUAGACUUUUGUGGUGUUUUAGCUGUUUUAAUUUGUGGUAUAAUGUUAUCUCAUUAUUAAACCUACAAUUUACCCAAAAUUUCUUCUGCUUCCUCUAAAAUAACAAUAAAAGCGCUUGCUUAUAUAAGUGAAACGAUUAUUUACUUUUAUAUUGGAUAUAUGGUUACUGAAAAUGCAAUUGUUCAACCUAAUGAUAAUGAUGCUGUAAAUGUGAAAUCUUAAGUCUACACAUUUUUUCUUGUUUAAUACUUUUUUUUUUCUCCAAUAGCUAAAUUAGCAUCUAUGCUUUUAGCACAUGGUUUUGCAAUUAUGUAAUUUCAAUUAUUAUUCUUAAUUAGAUUGAGACUGAAAACAAAAGGACCCUGGAGAAUUAAUAAGUAUGAGUUUUUCAUACUUUUCUAUUCUGGAUUAAUUAAAGGAGUUGUUGCUUAUGCAUUAAUUUGUGAAUAAGUAAUUGGUGGAGGAGAUUAUUAUAAAAUUAUUUAAACCACUACUUUAUAUAUGGUUGUAUUUACUACCUUAAUUAUUGGAGGAACAUUAAAAUAUGUUUGUGAAUGGGCUUAUAAAUAAAUGGAUAAGGAUACUUCAGUUUAUAUGUCAAGAGUUUAAUCAACAUAAUCAUAAGCCAUAAGACAAACUUUCAUUUAAGAAGACGUAACUAAUUAUAAAAGAAUUGAACAUAAAAGUGAAAAGUUUUUUAAAAAUUUUGAUGAGAAUUAUGUUAAGCCAUUUCUGAUUUAUAAUUAUAAUUAAAGAAAGGCUGAUAUUAUUUUAGCUAAAAAAUAUGAAAAAAAUAAACAUUAACGUGAAAAAGAAAAAGACUUCAAGAUGUAUGACGAUAGCAUAAGAUAAUAAAGAGAAUAACAUGAAUUGGAUAAUAAAAAAAGAAAAUAAUUACCAAAUAUUGAUUAUAGUGAUUCCGAUUCAGGAGAAGAUGAUGAAAACAAAGUUCAUUAAAAUGGCAACAAACCAGCUAACUUUUAAGGAGAACUAUCAGAUCUAAAAAAGAGUAAAUAAUUAAAUGCAGAUCCAAAAAAUGAUUGAUUUAAUCAAUUAUAAAAAGUUUUAUUGUUAAG
Molecule: messenger RNA, 1956 nt
Organism: Paramecium sonneborni
Lineage: Eukaryota; Ciliophora; Oligohymenophorea; Peniculida; Parameciidae
Source: the annotation of a GenBank genome assembly